AUGGCGGUGGCUCUGGAUGAAGUAUGGGGGCGGGUGAAGAAUGUCUGCAAGCAGAACGGACUGCUCAUCCUGUCUGUGCUGGCCGUGGUCAUUGGCUGCCUGCUGGGCUUCUUUCUCAGAGGCAAGCAGCUCUCCGAGCAGGAGGUGAAGUACUUCCAGUUUCCCGGAGAGCUGCUAAUGAGGAUGUUGAAAAUGUUAAUUUUGCCCCUUGUCGUAUCCAGUUUGAUGUCAGGUCUAGCUGCCCUGGACGCCAAGUGCUCCAGCCGGCUGGGCAUCAUGACCAUCUCCUACUACCUCUGGACCACCUUUGUUGCCGUGGUAGUGGGCAUCAUCAUGGUGUACAUCAUCCACCCAGGUGGAGCCGCGCAGAAGGAGGAUUCUGAGGAAAGCAAGAAGCCCAUGACCAGCUCUGCUGACGCUCUGCUGGAUCUCAUUCGCAACAUGUUUCCAGCCAACCUGGUUCAAGCUACAUUUCAACAGUAUCGAACCCAGAGAGUCCCAGAACUCAUCCCCAAACCAACGGUGGCUCAGCUCCUGGACGAGACCACCACGCGCAGGGUCUACAUCUACGGCAUCCAGGAUGACAACGGCACAGACGUCCAGAACUUCUCCCUGGAUCUCACACCGCCGCCUGACGUCAUCAUGAAAACAUCACCUGGUACCAGCGAAGGCAUGAAUGUGCUGGGGAUUGUUAUUUUCUCUGCAACCAUGGGAAUAAUGUUGGGAAGAAUGGGACCCAAUGGAAGUGCUUUGGUGAACUUCUGCCAGAGUUUGAAUGAGGCCGUUCUGAAGAUUGUUGCCAUCGUCAUCUGGUAUUUCCCCUUCGGGAUCGUGUUCCUGGUUGCCGGAAAGAUCUUGGAGAUGGACGACCCCUCUGCCAUGGGGAAGAAGCUGGGCUUUUACGCCAUCACGGUGGUAAUGGGUUUGGUGUUGCACGGCCUCUUCAUCCUCCCGGCCAUGUAUUUCUUCAUCACGAAGAAGAGCCCCAUCGUUUACAUCAGAGGCAUUCUGCAGGCCCUGCUCAUCUCGUUGGCCACGUCGUCCAGCUCUGCCACUCUGCCUAUCACCUUCAAGUGCCUCCUCGAGAACAACCACAUCGACAGACGCAUCAUCCGCUUCGUGCUGCCUGUCGGGGCCACAAUCAACAUGGACGGCACCGCGCUCUACGAGGCCGUGGCAGCCAUCUUCAUCGCCCAAGUGAAUAAUUAUGAGCUUGACUUUGGGCAGAUUAUAACAAUCAGCAUCACUGCCACUGCAGCCAGUAUCGGUGCAGCAGGAAUCCCGCAGGCCGGACUCGUAACCAUGGUGAUCGUGCUGACCUCAGUGGGUCUGCCCACCGAUGACAUCACUCUCAUCAUUGCUGUUGAUUGGGCUCUGGAUCGAUUCAGGACCAUGGUCAAUGUGAUGGGUGACGCCCUGGCCACAGGCAUCAUGGCUCAUAUCUGCAGAAAAGAUUUUGUCAAAGAGGGGGAGCAGGUGCCUCUGAUCUGCGAGACUAAACCCAUGAUAAGCAUCCAGCAGAUGAUAAACUACCAGAACCAGAAGAACGGCUGCUACCAGCCGCCUCCCCCGGGCAGCAAACAGGACCACCUCUCCCCGGACGUGGCUCGCCUGAUCCAGCUGGAGGAGGGGGUUCGGCCGAUAGAGAAGAAGAAGCACGCACACUCCUCUCAUCACAAGAGAGAGCACAGGGACAAGGACCACUGUUCCAUUGAUAUGAACGGGCUGGAGACUAAUGUAUAA
Molecule: messenger RNA, 1743 nt
Organism: Seriola dumerili (greater amberjack)
Lineage: Eukaryota; Metazoa; Chordata; Actinopteri; Carangiformes; Carangidae
Gene: slc1a7a
Product: solute carrier family 1 member 7
Exons: 11
Coding region: 1-1743 (580 amino acids)
Biological process (GO): L-glutamate transmembrane transport
Cellular component (GO): plasma membrane
Molecular function (GO): neutral L-amino acid transmembrane transporter activity; glutamate:sodium symporter activity; L-glutamate transmembrane transporter activity
Source: RefSeq, a predicted model, not a curated record